Macrobrachium nipponense is the source of this 8915-nucleotide messenger RNA. RefSeq names its product synaptogyrin-like (gene Syngr). Gene Ontology annotation, cellular component: synaptic vesicle membrane; neuromuscular junction. Bases 54 to 737 code for a protein of 227 amino acids. The record is from RefSeq and is a predicted model, not a curated record. The transcript is spliced from 5 exons. Lineage: Eukaryota; Metazoa; Arthropoda; Malacostraca; Decapoda; Palaemonidae.
GGAGGCGUUCCGGACUAGAUUCUUAGACAGUUGUUGGUGGAGCAGACGCAAAUAUGAUGGAGGAGGGAGCGUACGGUGGAGGCAAGGCAGGGGCACCUUUCGACCCCCUGGCCUUCGUGCAGCGACCUCAGGUUAUCUUGAGAGCAGUGACAUGGUUUUUCUCCAUUAUUGUCUUUGGAUGCAUUUCUUCGCAAGGGUGGACGAAAGAUGCCAAAGGAAAGGAAACCUGCCUUUAUAAUGGGGACAGCAACGCCUGCAACUACGGUGUGGGCAUCUCUGUCAUCGCUUUCAUGGCCUCUAUUGGGUUCAUUGUUGGAGAAUAUCUCUUUGAACAGAUGUCCUCUGUCAAGACGAGGAAACGAUAUGUCAUGGGUGAUAUGGGAUUUUCAGCUUUGUGGGCCUUCUUGUACUUCAUUGGAUUUUGUUACCUGACCAACCAGUGGAGUAAUGCAGAUGAUCCACCAGGGGGCUAUGGUGUUAAUAAUAUGCAAGCAGCUAUUACCUUCAGUUUCUUUGCCAUCUUUCCUUGGGCUGCUGCAGCAUACUUGGCCUUCUUAAGGUACAAACAAGGAGCUGACCAAGCCUUCGCUCCAAGCUACGAAGCAGAUCCUACAAACAUGGGAGGCUACAACAGCUACCCAGAUGCCACAGAUCCUGACGGAGGUUAUUCUCAGCCUCCGUUUGGUGGACAGCCAGCCCAGCCACAGACAGGUAUGCAGCAGGCUCCUCCUUACUAGGGGAGCAGUGUGUAGGUUCAUGAACAAGUCAGCUAGUCAUUCCUCACACUAGUCAGAACUACUACUUGCUGGAUAGCACUUAAUCCCGUAAAUCUACUGAUCCUCCUCAAGAACAGAAGAUUGUGAACAGGCUGCUGCUACUGCUGCUGCUACAUACAAACUUCGCCCUCGGUCCAGAGGGCGACCCACCCAGGGGAUGAUGGCAUGCUAGUCAGGGGAUAUGAGCACAUGUCCCUUGGUUUGUCUUAACUACUUAAAACAAAAAACAAAAAAAUAAGAAAAAAUGAGUGUAAUUAUGUCAUAUACUUUUUGGAACAGAAAAUAGGGGCUUUGAAUUUUUCAAAAGAAGAAAAAUAGAAAGAGUGAGAACAGAUACAGAUACUAGUAAUGUUUGUGACAUAAACAGUGGUCAGGAUAACUACAUUCAUUUGUACAUUUGUAAAUGAACUACAUAAUAACCGUGCAGUUUCGUCUGCUGUAUUUGCUUCUGUAAGACGAUUAGUUGAUUUUGGGGUUUUAGUUUUGUUAGUUUUUUCUUUUUACAAAGAAUACUCGAAGUAUUACUAUUACUGACAGCGGAAAAUGGAGACAAAUAAAUGGGUUAAUUGUAUAACUCGCCAUAUAUGCCUGCUAUGAGGACAUUUUUGUGUAAUGACUUAAGUAAUUUCUAGUUUAGUUCGAGUUUGAUUUUAACGAUGUACAGUCACACAGCAAUAUUUCUUUUAUUACCCAGUACGUAUUAUCUUGGCACUUUCCUAUGUUAUUUCCUUUUCUUGUGUAUAAAUUGGAAGGGUUUUAUAACUAAAAAAAUCAUCGAUUUUGAAAUCCUCGUUGGUAUUCACAUGAGACUUAGGGUUCAACAUCAUUUUUUGGGGGAACCAUACUUGAUUAUUCUGAUUUAUCGUGAACAGUUCAUUCAUUAAUUUGUGAUAGUCAGCAUGGUCAACUGCACCAACUUUUUGUACACGGGAAAUUUUAAUUUAGUUUGUUAUUCUGUAUAUAGUUUGUAUCUAUUGGUAACCGAAGUAUGAUCAUCUUUGUAAACCCACUCCAACAUUCACUAUUCGAGUUGUUUGUUUUGUACAGGUAAUGCAAAGAAUUAUAUCUACAGGCCAUAUUUGCCCGGGAAUUAGGGACUGCGUUUCAAAGCAGGGCACUGAUGCAUUCUCUGUACUCAUUCAUUUUUGAUAAGUAACAUUUUGGGAUCCUUCCAAAGGUGUUAUCGGUUUCAAUAAUUCUUUCUUAACUGAGAAGCUCCUUGCUUCCGCGAAGUUAAGCGAAUGUUGUCCAAUCACAGGUAGACUGUCGCAUCCCACUUCUGCAUACUGAGAGUCAUUCUGUGUAAUGACAAGUGGCUGUGCUGUAUAUUUUGUAUGGUGCAACAUCCCUUAUUUGGAAAAAGAGGCUUGGAUCAUAAUUGCUGUAAUGAAACAUUCCAGUUAUUCACUUGGCUGUUACAAUGAUCUCAUUUGAACUUGCAAUACGUAAAGGAUAGAUGUACUGUUUCAUUAAUUCGUUAGCUCUCUCAUUUGCUGACAUCCAGUGGAUUCCAUCUUUUCAUUUUCUCACAGAAAUCACUGCACCUCUCUUAGUUACUUUAUCCUUUUUUUUUUUCACUAAAUCAUGCACAAAUUUAGAGCUUCCCCUUGCUCAGUAUUCUCCUUUUAGUCAUCCAGUAUUACAUUGCUAUGCAAAUCAUCUUUUCAUCGUGACUAAACUCUUGUUAUCCUGGAUAAAUUUUUUUAGUAGCUUGGACUGGGUGGUAAUUUUAUGCGAGGCAGAAAUAUACAGGUUGCUGUGAUUCUUCUUGUGCUCUGUUAUAAGGGAGCAUUGGCAAUAAUGUUCAUAUCUUUUUCUUUCUGGAUAAAUAAAAGCAACUGAUGUCCCUUUCUUUGUGAAGUAUAUAAGUUUCCCUUGGAUAUACUUUCUUGACCCUCCUUAUUCCGCUUGUGGCCUUCCCCUGAUAUAAGUUAUGUGGCCUUUCUCUGCUAUAAGUUAAACUAAUCUGCACUUCUCUCAUCUUUCCAAUUGGGCCCAAUUUUUCUGAACCGAUCAAAAGCAAGGUAAACUCAUAAUAGCAGCAUGUUUGGAUGCCUUCUUCCUGACAUUUGUAAAACCAUUGUCAUUGUCUUUUAAAAUAUAAGAUCACUUGCUAUGAAAUUCACCGGCCUUCGUGGUCGUACUUUUCUCCUCUCUAUCAAUAGAAUUCACAAUAUUUUUACCUUUUUUCAUUUCUGAUUGCAUGAGGCACUGAAGUCAUUUGCAUAGCAAUUCCUUUACUCACUAGAACUUUGUUGGAUUUUUUAGCUAAACAAAAUUCACUUUUAAUGAAAUCCACAAAAGAAUAGUUUUUACUGCCCUCCCUACGAGGCUUCCCUUUCAAAAUUAUGGCAAUCUUAUGUGGUUUUGAUGUUAGAAGAGGUCAUAUCAGCAGAGGAAUUUUCUUAUGAUAGGGAGGCACCCUUUAGUUAACUGUUUUGAGAUUUGCUUACCAUUAUAGUUUUUACAGCUGCUUUACCUUUGAGGCUAAUAGUCCUCUUUUCCUUUUUAUGUCAAAUUGAGGCAUCCUCUCACCUCUUUCUUAUUUGUCUUGGUAUGAUUAUUAAUCUGUGAUUUAUCUUCAAUAUCAUCAAGGCAUCCUGUAUCAGAUUUCUUCAUUUUUCAUAGAGUUAUGUUGCAAGAUCUAAUUUGGUCUCAUCUGUCUCUUAGGAAUCUGUAGGUUACAGACUUCUCCUCAUCAAGAGGUUCAAGAUUCUGAACAGGACUUUUCCUUUACGUGCUGUUUUCUUUUAGGUAUCUAUCGUCUCUUCUGCACUUUCACCAACGGAACUUCCUAGCUUAUUUUCUGAAUUACUAUGUGUGACUAUAACAUCAUACUCAUUAAUAUAUAUCACAAAUCCUUUUAUUCUUUAUUUUGACUGACUUUCUUUUCACUGUCCUGUUCUUGUCGAUUUCUGGUCCCAAACUCUAUUCCUUCUCAUUAUAUACCCUUAUAUUAACAUACUUGUUCCUACCUUCUAUCAUUUUUGUUAAGACAGUUGACAUAUUUCCCCCCCAGGGUGUUUUCCUUCUUUAUAAUGGUUUGGCUUGAUCAGUAAACAGCCAGUUUACUUUCAUAUUACAGUUAUGUUUUAAGAGCUUUCAAGCUUAUUCACUUGGUCUUUCAGUAAUUUUUUUUUAUUUAUGUAGAGAAAAUUUGCUAUUCUCAGUUACUUUGAGUUCUAAAUAUGUCUGAAGUAUUUUUUUUUAUCCUAAUGGACAUAACGUAAAACAUUAUUUUUUAUUAGACAUUUUCCCACUUGUUAAAAUCUCGAGAGGGCUUUUAGCACUCUUAAAAUCUUUGAAAAUUGCUCUAGUAAUCUUGUGCUGUUGUGAAGAUUGGUAUAUUUCAAUUUGUUUACUUUCCCAAAGUUCACUAGCCUAAAGGUGCAUAGUUCCUCUUUGCUCUUGAGACAUACUCUAGCUGUCGACACACAUCUGUAACUGGACAUCAGUUAAUUUAAAAAGAAAUGAGUGGCCGUGGUUCAGAAUUGUAUUAAGAUAUAAGGAUUGUCAUAGGUCAGAGUCCUGUUUUGUUAAGUAAGUUUGCAAUUAACGUGAGUGAGUUACAGUCAUUCCAAGUCUGUUCCAGUAUGAUUUCCUUGCUUACUAUUGUAAAUUUGUUUUCCAAAGUAACUGUAUCAGGAUCGCGGGGUUUCUGAAUGUGUUCUCAUCCUACAUGGUUUUAAUAUAUUAAAAAAAAUCUGUAAUGUAUAUUUUCACAUGGUGUGAGCUUGAUAAUGGAAUCAUUUUUUUUUUUUAAUACAUGCUCAGAUUUAAGUGGGUUGCUCGUACUUGUUUGUCAUCCUAUUUUCUUGUGCAGAGUAAAAUGCCUCGUCUUAUUUCAUUCUGAGAAGGGGUUUUAAAUCUGGUGAAAAUGAUGGCAACUUAAUCAUGAGUGUUUAUGCUUAAUUUCAUUAAGUUUCUGUGCAAUGUUACUUAGCAGGUCAUAGCAAUAGGAUCUCUGGAAAGCUAAAUUUUGGAAGUGUUACAUAGCAGUACCACAACAGGUUGUUUCUACAGAUGGCUUCUCUUGUGGCCGUUUUGAAAGUAGUACGUUGGUGUGACAUGUUUGGUUCUACUCUUAUGUGAUUAGCGUUAGAGUAAAUAAAAAGCAAUAAAACUUCAACAUAAUCAAAAAGCAAGGAGUGCAGUUGUUUUCCCAUCGUUAUUCAAUUGGGUAUGGGAGUGAUUCCUUAAAAAAUGCUUUCCGCAAUCUUUAUACUAGCUUAAACAUUUUUUCAUUGACGCUUCGAAUACGAAUCUUUCUCCUUUUGUAAUUGUCACUCCUUUAUAAUUUUAUUAUGUUGAAAUAAAAAUCGAAAGUUUUUAGGUAAGAUUAGCUCAUUCUUUGCCAAAAAAACAAAAACAAAAAUGACCUAACGUAGGUGAUCUAAAAUGCCUUGAACUGCCUUCUGUGAAUCUCAAAUCAGGGGAGGUAAAAGUAGAACCAUGUGAUAGUGCACUACACUAACACUAGUAAGACUAAUGCAAAAGUUGAUAAGUUGCAAUUAAGAGUCCUAUUUCAAGAUUGAGAGAUACCCACUUGUAUUACUACAGGUUUCUACAUUUGUUAUUGAUGUUAUUUUGAUCGAAAGAUCUUCUACCCUUGUUAACACUGAACAAAGUUUGACUGUACUAAUGCGGUACAGGUAAUAUCUUCUGAAAGGCAGGUGUUUUUCUUUAUACCAUUGGAAGUCGAUGAUUUUACAUAUAUUUCACUGGAUGCAAUUAAUGAGCAGCUUGAAAUAGAACUGUCUAUUGGUCAAGGACAAACCAUUAAGGGACAUUGUUGCUUUUGUUCUUCUGUAUUCCAUAUUACGUAAUGAAUUGUUGUAGGAUUUAUUUGAUAUAAGUGAGCUCAAUAAGAAGUAUAAUUUUCAAUAAUUAUAUUUAUAAGUUCUUUUUGGUACAUCAGAGUACAGGAGACACAUUGCCCAAAUGAUUAUUUCAACUGAACUAGUAUUUUUGGUCACUAAACAGAACCUCCUUGUCAUGUCAUGUUUUACAAUGGAAAGGCAAUAUGACAAAACUGUGGUAUGAUAAAAGAGAUAGGCUAAAUAAAUAAUUCUAAUAUAGAGGAUAUUUUUACGCGGAAUAAUACCUCAGAAAAUCUAGUCUUUGCAUAACCUUACAAGGAAAGAAAUGGCACUAAAUGUUGUUGAUCUAACACGGUACUCAAUAGGAAGAGAUGUCAAACAAGGAGCUUCAGAUUGAUACAGGUUCUUGUACCUCUCUGAGCUUUAAACUCUCUGGUUUGAAUAUAAGUGACAUAGACCUUGUGGGGUUCAAUUUCUCCUGUAGGCCAUACUGUAGAUGAUGGGACAUAUUUGAACACAUAUUUUACAGAUUUUUGUGAAGUGUUCUUAAAUUCUAAAUAAUGUGGAAGGACUACGAACGUUGUUAUGAGUUUGGUUGGCCAGCCGUGUUUAGAAAGUUAAAGGUUCAAAUUCAUCUUUCCUCUUUGGUUACGUAAAAGUUCCAUUGUUUCCUGUACUUUUGUGCCAACAGGUCUCAGUAAUAUGAGAGUGACGUUUAGUGUUUACAGAAAGAAACACUACAAACACAAUAAGAAUGUGCUCAUUGUACGUGUAAUGAUAGUUCGUUAUCAGUACAGUAAUGUUAAUUAUAUGGUAGAUGUAGGCAGUUCAUUAUUACUGGGUAUGAAAUGUCUUCUGUCAAUGUUAUUGGGAUUUUUUUUUUAAUAGAGCAGGAGUUCAAGAUCUCAUCAGAUAUGAAAUGUGCUCUUUAAACUGCGCUAACAAUAUAUUGUCGUUCAUUUCUGACAAAUCGAGGAAGUGUUGUAUAGAGCAGAAAUUAAAAAUCGAAUGUGUGUUCAUAAGAGAGAGAAAAUAAUUCAGGAUAGAGUUUCUUAAUCAAAAUACAUGGGUGUGUUCAGUAAGUGUUGGUGCUAGCAGAAAAGUGUGGAUUUAGUCUGUUGAAAUAUAAGUGUAAAGAUAUGUGAAAUAUUUUGUUGUACUAUAUGUAUUGAAGUUCCUGGUACAUUUAUUCCAGUUGGAUUCUUAAGAGUACCUUCUUCCUUUCUAAAAAAAUAAACAAUAAAGUUGCUCAUUGUAAGGAUGGAUGAAAGUCCCUUGGAAAAUGUCUAAAGAAAGGAAGUUUUUAUUGUAUUUGGACAGAUUAGCAGUUUUUUGUUUACCCGAGAUUGACACUGAACAUAUCCGUGUGUUUUGGCUUAUAUUCAGAGUAAAUUUUUAUGGACAAAUAUGUCUGUUGAUAUAUUCUGUAAAUGACUGUAUUUUUCUCUAUUUUCAAGUCUAUUUUAUGUAUAUAGUUUCAUAAAAAAGAAAGAGAUUGUUGGAGUAUUUUCCUCGACGGAGUACAUGUAACAUAUGGAUAUAUUUAUAUUUUGAAACUGGAGUUAUUUUUGUUGUGCUUGGGUCAUCUUCUUCCACACUUUUUUUUUUAUAUAUAUGACACAUAUCAAAGCAACAACUAACAAUACACGUGAAUCAGGAUACAGUAACAGGAUCUUUACAGAUGAAAAAAUUGUAACAAUUACAUCAAAAGGAUUAUAUAUCUUGUCUUGUACACCCUUCAACACUGGGUCUUUUCAAUAGUGAAAGAAAGCAAUGCAGUUAACUGAUGAUAAUGCUGUUAAUGAUAUGCUAUUUUCUUAAAAACCUUUUUCUAAUUACACUGCCUACAUCAGUACUAAUCCUUAUCUCUGGGGAAAAAACACAAGUGGUGGAUGGAUGUAUUAUUGAUAAGGAGUGUUCCAUAGUACCACCACAAGUCUUCAGCAGUUUCGUUGGCAGAUCUGUUUUGUUUUCACUGUAAAUGUUGUAUGUGAAAAUGACAGUAGCCCCGAUUUCUCCUGUAAUCAUAUUCAUCUAGUUAUUGGUGUAUAAAUGUAUGUAAAUUAAAUGAAGCGUCAGGUUUCGCGAGUGCAGUCAUGACAAAAUAUUUGAUAAAAGUGCUUGCCUUUCGUGCUCCAAUGACUGAUGACUCUUGGAGAGAAUUCUGCUUCUCCAUCCUCUUCGUUUUGCCACGAAUUUUUAGCUAGCUUUGAUCACAAGCCUUUGAAUAAAAGUGAGGACAAAAUAAAAAAAAAAGCAUAUUGUUGUUGAUUUGUUAAACCAGAAAAAGAGCAAUGACGCAAGCAAGAGAGAAGAGGGGGCAGAGGCAGAAUCACUGCACAAACGAAAGCUGUCAUUAAGUGUAUAGUGGAAGUUCAGUGCUGUAGAUAUAUUGUUGCCAGGAUAGUUGGAGAAUACAGUUUUAAGACUGGGCUCAUGUAGCAGAUCAGUCAUCAAUGGACUAAACGGUUUUUUAAUGCAGUACAGCAUUUAGUAAUUGGCCUUUUUAUGUGUGCAUAUUAUUUCUUCUUUCUCUGGUUAGGUUUUAGUGAUGAUUGUUUUAGGUACAAGCUAAGCUUUUUUUUCUUUCUUUUCUUUUCUUUCAUGCACACACACUAGAGACAAUAUUAGUUUCCAUAUUCAUGGAAGAGUAUCCUUAAAGUAAGGAUUAAUAAUAACUUGAAUCCUUGAUGACUUUUGCUAUUGAUUGUUGCUGUUAGUACCAUACAUUCCAAAGUUGGUGUAGGAUAUGGGACACCAGUUACAUAUGUUCGGCAUUAAUGAAGUUUCUAGCUUUAAGCAUAGCGUAGCAGCUCAUGGAUUUUCAGUACCUCGUUGAAGUUAUGUUCAAUCCUUUCCCUCCCCCAAAGUAUUUAUCAAAUGGAAGUAUGAAAGUCGGACUGGCUCUUACGUCUGAUUAUACGAGCGCGGAACGAUAAUUUAUUUUCUGUUUUCAUGAGAUCAUUCGUGUCUGGGAAUUAGAAUUUUAUUUUUUGGCGUACAAAUAUCUUCAGAUACAUGUUCUAGUUUGUUCUCUUGUUCAUUCAGGUAUGUUAAGAUACUAGGUUGAACUGUCUCGGCUUUAUCGGAGACAAGUAGAGUUUUGAACCCUUGUUGUCAAUCAACGAAUCUUGUUAGGAUUAUGGAUCUGUUGUGCAAGACGUCAUUCUAAUGGACAUGAGCGGUUCAUACUUCCAUUCAUCCAGUAGUUUCAGCAUUGAGUUGCAAAUAUGAAAUUGAAUUUUGGUUAUGUUUUGCAACCCUCAUCCAUAAUGGAAUGUAUUGUAAAUGCACACAAUAAAACUAAAAAGUGCUUUUA